Colletotrichum karsti is the source of this 918-nucleotide messenger RNA. RefSeq lists its product as uncharacterized. The transcript has 3 exons. Lineage: Eukaryota; Fungi; Ascomycota; Sordariomycetes; Glomerellales; Glomerellaceae. The record is from RefSeq and is a predicted model, not a curated record. The coding region runs from base 1 to 918 and encodes 305 amino acids.
AUGGGUCUGCAUACAUGGGACAUUCCACAGUUGGUUCAGACCAUCCUCACUGGUCUAGUUCUCUUCCCAGCUAUGGCCAUCUUCGCUCUCGUCUUGUCCAAGCCGGGUGCCAAGCAUGACUACACCCUCAAAUGGGUCGACUUUACCAAAGUCGCCUUCGGGCUUUGGAGCGCAUCUCAUCUUUUCAGCUUCAUCGCGUCUAUUAUGUUAUUGGUCAUCUUCUCCCGCCAGUACUGGGGCCACUCCCUUGAAAUUGACAUCAUCAGCUACUUUUACGUUGUCAGCUUAUUUCUUGACAUCGGCGCUCAAGUAACCUUCUUUCUCGCCAUUUUCUACCUUGCGCAUGCUUUUACCCAGCUCCGUAUCGGUGCCGGAGCAAACGAGACCCAGCAGUUCCGCAUCGGCCAAAAGGGUGCGCUCGGGGUGUCCGCACUCCUUGCCCUGAUCGCCCUUGCCGUCUUUUCACUCGGGGUCGCUAUGGUAGCCAUGCUGAGCAGUACGAGGGGAUCUGGAAAUUUCAACGAUUACGAUACUAUCGUGAGAAUAAACAUUGCCCGGGAAUAUCUUUACUAUAUCAACCUGGGCAUCCUCACUGUUACUGCCCUCGCCGUCACCGUAUACGCCAUUGCGGCUCGCAGGAAGGAAAGAGACAGUCCCGUGGCGAAGGCCGCCACGCUUUUGCUCGUCUCUGCGUCUCUCUGGCUCAGCACUCUCCUCUGGACUGUGAUCUCCAUCCUCGUAGCACGCUUCGCUCCCUUUCCUAGUGCUUAUAGAUACAUGAUGGUGAUCGACGUUUUCCUCAGGGUCUGGCCUUCGUUCGCUACUCUGUUGGUGCUUUAUCUCUUGGCCUCCAGUGACUCUUACGGUCUUUCGAGGAUUCACUACCGGGUUAACGACGACGAAGAGCAAGAUGCGUGA